UUUCUGCCAGCCGGGUUCAUCCACAGCCGCUCCACCUCAGGGGAAGACAUCAAAGACCCGUUGCCUGGCGACCACUUCACAACACGCGUGGAGGAUGGACGAGGCCAGACGUCAUUGGUCAGCAACCUGCAUGACUCCUUGCCCGCCAUCUUGCACAGCAUAGUCCAAACUAUCACGUACCGGGGAGCUGUGCUGAAGGCCUCCAGACACCUUCCUUUCCUUGUGAUGGAGACCGUCAGUAAGAGCGACUCGCUGUGUCGUGUGUGUGGGGACAAGGCGUCGGGGAAGCACUACGGGGUGCCGAGUUGCGACGGUUGCAGGGGCUUCUUCAAGCGCAGCAUCCGACGUAAUCUUGACUACGUGUGUAAGGAGAGCGGACGUUGUGUGGUUGACGUCACACGGCGUAACCAGUGUCAGGCCUGCCGCUUCAACAAGUGUUUGCAGGUUAAUAUGAAGAAAGAUGCGGUGCAACACGAGAGGGCGCCGCGGAACGCGCUGUCACAUCACCAUCACCACCACUACAGCGGGGCGCGGCGGUCACUAUACCAUCCGGGAGCUUCUCCUCCAGGCCUCCUCGACCUGCCGCCAGCUACGGCCGCUUUGUGUUCAGGACUCGGGGGCGUACAGACGCCAGCUGCAGCGCUGUGUACGGGUCUGCAGCAUAACACAGCUGCAGCGGCCGCAGCUUACCUUCACCAACAGCUUCUCGCCUAUAACCCGGCAACCGUUGCGACCGGUGGACUGCCGUUCGCUGCCAUUAAACAGACGGCGACUGGGUUCGCGGCGCCAUUAGGUUUACAGUUUCACCUCCAGUCAUUAGGAUCACCACCUUUGUCUCCUAACAAUGCAACAAGCAGUUACCAUCAUCAUCAUCAGCAGCAUCAACAACAACAUGGUCGAGCAAUGACGUCAUCAGCUGCAAGCGCCAAGGAAGACGAAGUAACUAGUUCAGAAGAAGCGAAAGCCUUCACAGAAAAUAAUAAUGCAGAAAUCAAAGAUCCAUGCGACGGAGGCUACCGAGUCAAUGAAGGUGAGACGUUGACACCCACGCCAUCUCUGAGCCGGCAGUACUCACUACGUCCGCUCGACCUCACCUGUCUCACCCUCCUUCCGGCAGAGAAUGUUUAUGAAUCGGCAGCCAAGUUGCUCUUCCUGGCAGUGAAAUGGGCACGAAGUAUCCCCUCAUUUCUACAGUUGACGUUUCGCGACCAAGCCAUCUUGCUGGAAGAGGCAUGGAGUGAGCUAUUUGUACUGAGCGCCGCGCAAUGGGCGCUACCUGUUGACGAGGAAUCGCUGGUAAAUGGGGCGGUGGCUCCGGCAUCACGGCACGAGGUACUCGAGGAAGACGCCCGGCGUCUGCGAGACACAAUCUCACGGUUCGUGCUCCUAAGGGUCGACCACACAGAGUUCGCCUGUCUCAAGGCCCUGGUUCUCUUCAAGGCAGAGAGCCGCGGACUGCGUGAUGCAGCGCAUGUUGAACUCCUGCAGGACCAGACUCAUGUGAUGCUGCACGAGUACUGUGCUGCCAGACACAAAGCAAGAUUCGGCAAGCUACUGCUGUUGCUGCCAUCUGUCGGCAGCCUGAGCAGGCAGAGUCUGGAAGAGCUCUUUUUCAGAAAGACAGUCGGCGAUGUUCCCAUAGAAAGACUCCUUGGGGACAUGGUCAAAUCCGCCUCGGGCUAGAGCGAACUUGAGUGUCUUAUGGGCUGAAAAUUCGUCAUGAUUUUGAAGGACGCAUUUAUGGGUGCUGUUCGUUUCUCAAAGAUCAAUAACCAGACAUUUUUAUCAUUUGGCGAUUUUAAUCCAUUUCUAGAAUAAACAGUGCUUAUUUUUAAUCACCUUUACUACGGUAUAGAAAACGGAAUGCAUUUCCAUGGACCCUAAUUUCAAAAUAGAGAGGCUUACAGAUGUAUAUAAUAGAGUGGGCAAGAAAUAUUUGACAUAUUUAAAACUUUAUUUUCUAAAACACACUAGUAUUACUAUUGUCUCAUAUGUGCUUGUAAGAUAAAAUGAACCGGAGUGGUGUGUAAAUACAGAGACAGCAAGAUUCCAGAACACUGUGCAUUUAUUCCGUUAAAUCAUUUCGGCUCAGACCCCAGAGCGUUCUUUUGCCGGACAAUAUGAAGUUACGCCUUUAGCGUAGUAUUCAACUGUAUUAGGAACUGAACAUCACUUAGGACCACGCUGAACGAUGACGACGACUUCACAUUUCCUUACGCGCUCCAAUUGGUCCAAGAACAAAGUGAAAAACUAUACACGAACAAGGAUGAAAUUUCCAAACACGUUUAU
Zootermopsis nevadensis is the source of this 2289-nucleotide messenger RNA. NCBI's taxonomy places the organism in Eukaryota, Metazoa, Arthropoda, Insecta, Blattodea, Termopsidae. The record is from RefSeq and is a predicted model, not a curated record.